CGGUCGGUUAAAUAAAAACUAAAAGAAGAACAACAACAACAGCUGGUCAGCCAUCUCGGUAGCUUGCUAGCCAACAUAGCGGAAACGUUCAAGCUUUUAAGACGUUUUCUGAUAUAUGAGCCACUGUGUUUUGAACACAUUUCUGUCGUCUAACUAGUUACCCCAUUUAAUUUCAUGUUUACGUUGUUAUUGGUCAGCUAACUAGCUUGUUAAGUUAGCAUUAGCCUAGUUAGCUAACGUAGCUGGCUGGUUGAGUUAGCAUUAGCCUAGCUAGCUAACGUAGCUGGCUGGUUGUUAAGAUAGCAUUAGCUUAGCUAGCUAACGUAGCUGGCUGGUUGAGUUAGCAUUAGCCUAGCUAGCUAACGUAGCUGGCUGGUUGUUAAGAUAGCAUUAGCCUAUCUAGCUAACGUAGCUGGCUGGUUGAGUUAGCAUUAGCCUAGCUAGCUAACGUAGCUGGCUGGUUGUUAAGAUAGCAUUAGCCUAGCUAGCUAACUGUUAGCUAACAUCCCCGACCAUGAGUUCACCAAGCUACUCGCCUCCUGUUGAAGAAGAGGAGGAGGAGGAGGUCUGCUGGACGGAGGAAGAGGGUCUGUGGCUGAACGUUGUCGUGAAAGAGGAGGAUGAAGAGGAGGAUGUCACAGUAAAACAAGAAGAAGAGGAGGAAGGUGAGGCUGUUACAGUGAAAGAAGAAGAGAAAGACGUUACAGUGAAAGAAGAGGAAGACGCGUUCAGAGUGAAAGAGGAGGAGGAUGUUACAGUAAAAGAAGAGGAGGAAGAGAAAGAGGAGGAUGCAGUUUUUGAAGUGAAGAAGGAAGGAGAGAUAACUGUCACAUUGAAAGACAAGGAGACAGGCGAUCUGAUUAACACCAGAGAGAGACAUGACUAUCGUGGAUCCUCUGGGGAUCCUCAACAACAACAUGAUGCUGAUGAGGCAGAGCAGAGUCUCUCCAGAUCAGAACACCUCAAGAAACACCAGCAGAGACCCACAGGGAAGACACCUCACUGCUGCGCUGACUGUGGGAAGAGUUACUCAAGAUCAGAUUCACUGAAACUACACCAGAGAAUUCACACAGGUGAUAAAUCUCACUGCUGCUCUGACUGUGGGAAGAGACUCACCUCUUCGGCAGACCUUAAAAGACAUGAGAGAAUCCACACAGGAGAGAAACCUUAUAGCUGCUCUGACUGUGGAAAGAGUUUUAAUGUUCCAAGCAGCCUGAAAACACACCAGAGAACACACACAGGAGAGAAACCUUAUAGCUGUUGUCAUUGUGGGAAGAGUUUUACUUCGUCAAGCCGUCUGACUAUACACCAGAGAACACACACAGGAGAGAAUCCUUAUAUCUGUGCUCAAUGUGGGAUGAAUUUUACUACAUCUAGACUGCUGACUUUGCACCAGAGAACACACACAGGAGAUAAGCCUUAUAGCUGUAAUCAAUGUGGGAAGAGUUUUGCUCACUCACACAGCAUGACAGCACACAUGAGAAUACACACUGGAGAGAAACCUCACUGUUGCUCUGACUGUGAGAAGAGAUUCACCUCUUCAGCAGAUCUUAAAAUACAUCAGAGAAUCCAUACAGGAGAGAAACCUUAUAGCUGCUCUGACUGUGGGAAGAGCUUUUCAAAAUCAUCUACAUUACAAUCACACCAGAGAAUUCACACUGGAGAGAAACCUUAUAGCUGCUCUGACUGUGGGAAGAGCUUUUCAAAAUCAUCUACAUUACAAUCACACCAGAGAAUUCACACUGGAGAGAAACCUUAUAGCUGUUAUCAAUGUGGGAAGAGUUUUACUGAAUCUAGACGGCUAACUACACACCAGAGAACACACACAGGAGUGAAACCUUACCACUGCUCUGACUGUGGAAAGAGAUUUGUUUCAUCAGGACAUUUAAAAUCACACCAGAGAACACACACAGGAGAGAAGCCUUAUAGCUGUGAUCAAUGUGGGAAGAGUUUUACUCACUCAAGUAGCCUGACUAUACACCAGAGAACACACACAGGAGAGAAACCUUAUAGCUGUGAUCAAUGUGGGAAGAGUUUUGUUACAUCGAGCCAGCUGACUUUACACCAGAGAACACACACAGGAGAGAAAUCUCAUAGCUGUGAUCAAUGUGGGAAGUGUUUUGUUACAUCAAGCCGUUUGACUAUACACCAGAGAACACACACAGGAGAGAAACCUUACAGCUGUGAUCAAUGUGGGAAGAGUUUUGUUACAUCAAGCAGUCUGACUAUACACCAGAGAACACACACAGGAGAGAAACCUUAUCGCUGUGAUCAAUGUGGGAAGUGUUUUACUACAUCUAGCCAUCUGACUACGCACCAGAGAAAACACACAGGAGAGAAUCCUUACAGUUGA
Molecule: messenger RNA, 2353 nt
Organism: Salmo salar (Atlantic salmon)
Lineage: Eukaryota; Metazoa; Chordata; Actinopteri; Salmoniformes; Salmonidae
Biological process (GO): regulation of transcription by RNA polymerase II
Cellular component (GO): chromatin; PcG protein complex; transcription regulator complex
Molecular function (GO): DNA-binding transcription factor activity, RNA polymerase II-specific; RNA polymerase II cis-regulatory region sequence-specific DNA binding
Source: RefSeq, a predicted model, not a curated record